This is a messenger RNA of Trichechus manatus latirostris (Florida manatee), 2435 nucleotides long. RefSeq names its product ganglioside GM2 activator (gene GM2A). Gene Ontology annotation, cellular component: cytoplasmic side of plasma membrane. NCBI's taxonomy places the organism in Eukaryota, Metazoa, Chordata, Mammalia, Sirenia, Trichechidae. The coding region runs from base 66 to 647 and encodes 193 amino acids. The transcript is spliced from 4 exons. Gene Ontology annotation, biological process: ganglioside catabolic process; lipid transport. Gene Ontology annotation, molecular function: lipid carrier activity; enzyme activator activity. The record is from RefSeq and is a predicted model, not a curated record.
UAAAGGCGCCACCGCCGCCACAGCCACAGACCUUCUAGUAACCCUGCGUGGACUCACCCUUCACUAUGACUCUUCUGAUGCAGGCUCCACUCCUGAUAGCCCUGGGCUUGCUUCUCGUUGGCCCCGCGGCCCCUGCACGCGUUCUCCUGAUCCAGCAGGGUAGCUUUUCCUGGGAUAACUGUGACAAGGGGAAGGAUCCUGCCGUGAUCAAAAGCCUGACACUGGAACCCGACCCCAUUGCUAUUCCUGGAGAUGUGACUGUCAGUGUCGAGAUCAAGACCAGCGUCCCUCUUGAGUCUCCUCAGAAGGUGGAAUUAACUGUGGAGAAGGAGGUGGCAGGCUUCUGGGUCAAGAUCCCAUGUGUGGAACAGAUUGGCAGCUGUACCUAUGCAGACUUCUGUAAUGUGCUCGACAGUUUCAUUCCCCCUGGAGAGAACUGUCCCGAACCCCUGCACACUUAUGGGCUUCCGUGCCACUGUCCCUUCAAAACAGGCACCUACUCACUGCCCAAGUCUAAUUUCACCUUGCCUGAACUGGAGCUGCCUGGCUGGCUCAGCACCGGGAACUACCGCAGCAAGAUCAUCCUGAGCAACAAAAACAAGCGUCUGGGCUGCGUCAAGAUCUCUGCCUCUCUCAAGGGCAAAUAACAUGGUACCAGCCACAGCUGAAUAAUGGGACAUGAAGAAGGUGUCUCUUUCCUGUCUUGCAUCUGUCAAAGCUGGAUUCUGACUUUGUCCCCUUUAAGUCCUUUUCUGCACUGAUUCCACCACCCUUGUAGAAAAUCAUUUCCUGCCACCUAUGCUGUAGGCUGGGGCAAACCAAGGCUUUGAACCGAUUUGUUCUGGUUCGAACACCUGCUGAGAAUCUGCAUUUCUAACAAGUUCCCAGGUGAUGCUAAUGCUGUCGUUAGGGACCAGUUCUGAGAACUACUAGUAGAGCAGUGGGUCUCAAAAUUUAUUAUUCGUAAGAAUCACCUGGGGAUCUUGUUAAACUGUAGCUUCUAAUUCAGUAUAUCUGGGGUGGAAAAGCAAAUUGUCAGCAGCGGUUAAAACUGGAACAAACUGGUUUGAAGCCCUGGGGCAAACAGCCCUGGUUGAAGAGAGGAGAAGUUUGGCACUUUUGGACAGCACAGGACAUCUGCUGGGCUGGCCAUUUCCUUUUCCUCACCACCCCUGUGGCCUUCUCCCUAAGAGCUUUGCUCAUUUCCUAAAUACUCAAGGAAUACAAAUGAACAUGCCAUGGAACCCCAAGUUCAGGUUGACCCAAUCUCUUCAAGUACCUUUAUAACUUUCUCAUUCGUUUUUAAUUUUUUUGUCACUGGCUUGAAAGCAGAGCAAGUGUAUUAACAUUUUUUCAUUUUACUCUAACCCCCUCUUAUAGUGAAGCAGUUGAUUUAGUCUGUUCUUUGAUUAGCUUCUAUGAUUCAGUAUCCUUUCCCAGGUUUGCCCAGCUAACACUGGGCAUGCGGUACCCCAGAGAGGCAGAGCCUGUGUAGUGGGGGAUCCCUUGGAGGAAGUAUUUAAGGAUGCUCUACAUGUUUAAGAUAGAGUUGGCAAUCUCAGGUGACUUCAGGGCCAAGCAAGAGACAUAAUCAAGUGACUAAGGCCAUGAGAAACAUGUCACUUUCUAUGUGUGUCUUCUUGUCUCCUGUUUUGAUAGAGACAUGGGUACAAUAAGUGUUUCUUAAACUGUAUGAGCAACAACAGGACACGUGCGUUGAUGCCAGAUAGCCAGCACCCAAUCUCGAGUUGGGAUAUAAUCAAGGAUGGUAAGGGCUGGAGUAGUUGGAUAGGACAGGUCAUUCGGUAGGGGCACCUGCUAUUUAGCUAUAAGCCAAUUAGUGCCACACGAGAAUGUAGGACCAGUUUAGCCAGACAUUCUCAAUGUUUUUCCCUAGAGAAGCCAAAAACUCAGACUUUUAUGUGAAAUCUUGAAAUUUUUAAAUAUUGGCAGCUAAUUAUUUUUCUACACACUGUGGGCCAAUGGGGUCAAACACAUUUGUGAGUGGGGAAAUCUGGCCCGUGGAUAGCAGUUUGUAACCUCUGAUCUAACAGCUUGAAGGCCUUGUCCUUUCAGUCUUUGGACAGCUCUGUCUGGUACCAUUUCUCCCUCCAUAGGGCCAACCCAUAGUGUCUGGCCCCAAGGAGAAGACUCUUCCAGUGCUAGGGAAGUUAAGGCAGCCUCUCUGAGAGCUGUGAGCUGCGGGAUCACGAGGCUGCCUGCCCCAACCUUGGAGCCUUGUCAGAGUGAAGGGAGCAGAAGCUGAAGAGUCAAACCCACCAGCAGCUGCUUUGUGGAGCAGGGAUUCAGUGAAGAGAGAUUUGUCCAUUCGUCCGUCAUCUCAUGACAACUCUGAGCUAUGUUCUGAACUACAGACCAGCCCCAGGUCUGGGCUCAUUUGAAGCCUAGAAUGAAAAUAAAACUUUUUAACUUGC